AUGUGUGAAGGACAGGCACAGCACAGCCUGCAGAGAACACUCAGAGAAGAUGCAGUGGUGCUGACCUCCUGCGACUUUAACCAGGACAGUGAUCCAUUCUGCAGAUUCAGACAGGACAACACAGAUAAUGGUGACUGGACCCGACACAAAGGUCCAACCCCGACACCUGGCACCGGCCCCAGUGGAGACUACCCUGAUGGAAAGGGCUUCUAUAUCUACCAGGAGUGCGACAAUGUGCCGAAUGGACAGAAAGUUCGUCUGCUGAGCCCUGCCCUCUCGUCACCGGCCACUCAGAUCUGCGUCCAGUUUAGAUACUACAUGUAUGGCUCAGACAGUAAGAAUGAGUUAAGGGUUCUGGCUGUGAGGCCCGACGGUGAAGACAUGGUCUGGAAGAAGACAGGCAUACAGAGUCCAUCCUGGCUGAAGGGCUCUGUUACCGUGUCCAAGCCCAGCAGUCAGAGUGUCACUAUUGGGUUCGAGGCUGAGAGAGGCUUCACUGCUUCCUGUGACACAUCUCUGGACAACAUCGUCAUCACUGAAGGAGCAUGUCCCUCGUGUGUGUCUGGCUGUGAUUUUGACACUCUUGGUGACCUGUGUGGGUGGACGAGUCACAUUGAGAAUCCUGACAUGUUUGGCUUUGAACAGUGGAAUGGGCCAACCGACACUGAAGGCACUGGCCCUGAUGAUGACUUCUCCAAACCUGGAUUGGGCGCCUACAUGUUGAUGGAUUCCUUUGAGGCUGUCCCUGGAGUCCAGUCUCAGAUCCGAAGUCCUGUAAUAACCCCCACCUCUGGAUGUCUGGACCUCACCUUCCACUACUACCUCUAUGGCACCAGCGCUAACAUGGAGAUCAGUGUCCACACCAUGACCGCAGGUGGAGGCCUUGGACCUGCUCUCUUCACUGUCAAGGGUAACCAGGGUCAAAGCUGGAAGCCUGCAGAGGUCCAGUACUUGGGAACGGCUGCCAUACAGUUUGUGAUUGUUGGUACCUAUGGAGAAACUCAUCAAACAGAUAUUGCUGUUGACGCGGUGUGUGUAAUGGCCUGCAAAGCUCAGCCAACAACUCCUCUACCACCGGUUAACCCAACAACACCAAAACCAACGACACCCAGGCCAACAACACCAAAUCCAACAACACCUAAACCAACAACGCCAAAUCCAACAACACCAAAACCAUCAACACCCAGGCCAACAACACCAAAUCCAACAACACCUAAACCAACAACGCCGAAUCCAACAACGCCCAAGCCAACAACGCCAAAACCAUCAACGCCCAAGCCAACAACGCCAAAACCAACAACGCCAAAUCCAUCAACGCCUAAACCAACAACACAAAAUCCAACAACGCCCAAGCCAACAACACCAAAACCAACAACGCCAAAUCCAACAACCCCAAAACCAUCAACUCCCAGACCAACAACGCCAAAUCCAACAACUCCAAAUCCUUCAACGCCAAAGCCAUCAACACCCAAGCCAACAACACCAAAACCAACAACGCCAAAUCCAACAACCCCAAAACCGUCAACGCCCAAACCAUCAACGCCAAAUCCAACAACGCCAAAGCCAUCAACACCCAAGCCAACAACACCAAAACCAACAACUCCCAGACCAACAACGCCAAAUCCAACAACUCCAAAUCCUUCAACACCAAAUCCAACAACGCCAAAACCAUCAACGCCAAAUCCAACAACGCCAAAGCCAUCAACACCCAAGCCAACAACACCAAAACCAACAACGCCAAAUCCAACAACCCAAAACCAUCCUUGUCCUCCUGAUGCAGAGUAUAUAGACUGUGGUCCAGCUUGUAUCCCCACCUGUAUGGAACCCUCCACCAACUGCACUGGGUCCUGUAUCACUGGCUGCUUCUGCAAACCAGGCUAUGUCUUCAAGGGACGGCGCUGUGUUCCACUGGAGAAAUGUGGCUGUCUGGAUGAGCAUAAUAACUAUUACGAGCCUGGCGAGAUUAUAUUUGGAGAUGGCUGCUCAAAGCUGUGUCGCUGUGCAGGGAACUACACUUUGGAAUGUGUUGAUAACUCCUGUGAACCCACUGAAGAAUGUCGCGAGGUCAACGGUGUUGCAGGCUGCUAUCCUAAAGGUACAUCCACAUGCAUAGCGUCUGGUGAUCCCCACUACACAACCUUUGACAAACGCAAGUACAACUUCAUGGGGAACUGCAGCUAUCUGAUGUCUGGUCCCUGCAAUACAACCAAUCUGCCAUACUUCGAGGUCCAUGCCGACAAUGAAAACCGCUUCAACAGACCCACCAUCUCCUAUGUAAAGGCUGUACAUGUGUAUGCAUCAGUGAAGAUUUCCAUCCUCAAAGGUGGUACUGUGCAGCUGAAUGGGACCAACGUAAACCUGCCAGUGAGUCCAGCCACUGGUGUGUCUGUCUUCAAGUCCGGAAAGCACUACACGGUGUCCAUGAACUUUGGCGUGACAGUUCGUUAUGAUGGAAACCACUUCAUGGACAUCAAAGUGAUCAAAGACUAUAAAGACAAGCUGUGUGGACUGUGUGGAGAUUACGAUGGAAAUGCCAAAGACGACUUCCGUAAACCAGAUGGAUCAUUGACUGCUGAUGCCAAUGAAUUUGGACACAGCUGGAACACUGAUCUAGAGUGUAAUAAGAAACCCAACACCACCAUCCCUGAGUGUGAAGAAGACCAAGAAAUGUAUGAGAGCUCUGGAUAUUGUGGCAUCCUGCUGGACAAAAAGGGCCCCUUCGCUGUGUGCCACCCUAAAGUCAACCCAAAUAAUUACUUCAAGGACUGCGUCUUUGACCUGUGUGAGCUGGAUGGAGCUAAGCCCAUUCUGUGUGAAGCCAUAGAGGCCUACGUCAAUGAAUGCCAGGACCGCGGGGUUAAUAUCGGACCCUGGAGGAAUGAAACCUUCUGCCCCCUGAAAUGUGGCCCCAACAGCCACUAUGAGCCCUGUGCAGCCUGUCAGGAGACGUGUACUGGGAAACCUCCAUCCUGCAGCGGGCCCUGCUCUGAAGCCUGUGUUUGUGAUCCUGGCUACGUGCUGAGUGCCGGCAAGUGUGUCAAAAAGAAUUCAUGUGGCUGCACAUACACCAACGGCCAGUAUUAUGAGCCUGGAGAUGAGUUUUAUGUGGCCAACUGUAAGCUGAAGUGCAGAUGUGAUGCUCCCUUCAUUAUCUGUGAUGCUGCUGAUUGUCCCCCACUGCACGAGUGUAAACUCCAGGAGGGAGAGCUGGGCUGCUAUCCCACCAGAUUUUAUAAUGGUCACACCCAAACCUUCUACUCCAGGCCCCAACAACACCAAACCAUCCACCCCACGCCCCACAACACCAAAACCAUCUACUCCAGGCCCCACAACACCAAAACCAUCUACUCCAGGCCCCCAACAACACCAAAACCAUCUACUCCACCAAACCCUUGUCCUCCUAAUGCAGAGUAUAUAGACUGUGGUCCAGCUUGUAUCCCCACCUGUAUGGAACCCUCCACCACCAACUGCACUGGGUCCUGUAUCACUGGCUGCUUCUGCAAACCAGGCUAUGUCUUCAAGGGACGGCGCUGUGUUCCACUGGAGAAAUGUGGCUGUCUGGAUGAGCAUAAUAACUAUUAUGAGCCUGGCGAGAUUAUAUUUGGAGAUGGCUGCUCAAAGCUGUGUCGCUGUGCAGGGAACUACACUUUGGAAUGUGUUGAUAACUCCUGUGAACCCACUGAAGAAUGUCGCGAGGUCAAUGGUGUUGCAGGCUGCUAUCCUAAAGGUACAUCUACAUGCAUAGCGUCUGGUGAUCCCCACUACACAACCUUUGACAAACGCAAGUACAACUUCAUGGGGAACUGCAGCUAUCUGAUGUCUGGUCCCUGCAAUACAACCAAUCUGCCAUACUUCGAGGUCCAUGCCGACAAUGAAAACCGCUUCAACAGACCCACCAUCUCCUAUGUAAAGGCUGUACAUGUGUAUGUACAAUCAGUGAAGAUUUCCAUCCUCAAAGGUGGUACUGUGCAGCUGAAUGGGACCAACGUAAACCUGCCAGUGAGUCCAGCCACUGGUGUGUCUGUCUUCAAGUCCGGAAAGCACUACACGGUGUCCAUGAACUUUGGCGUGACAGUUCGUUAUGAUGGAAACCACUUCAUGGACAUCAAAGUGAUCAAAGACUAUAAAGACAAGCUGUGUGGACUGUGUGGAGAUUACGAUGGAAAUGCCAAGGACGACUUCCGUAAACCAGAUGGAUCAUUGACUACCGAUGCCAAUGAAUUUGGACACAGCUGGAGCACUGAUCCAGAGUGUAAUAAGAAACCCAACACCACAAUCCCUGGGUGUGAAGAAGACCAAGAAAUGUAUGAGGGCUCUGGAUACUGUGGCAUCUUGCUGGACAAAAAGGGCCCCUUCGCUGUGUGCCACCCUAAAGUCAACCCAAACAAUUACUUCAGGGACUGCGUCUUUGACCUGUGUGAGCUGGAUGGAGCCAAACCAAUUCUGUGCGAAGCCAUAGAGGCCUACGUCAAUGAAUGCCAGGACCGCGGGGUUAAUAGACCCUGGAGGAAUGAAACCUUCUGCCCCCUGAAAUGUGGCCCCAACAGCCACUAUGAGCCCUGUGCAGACCCCUGUCAGGAGACGUGUACUGGGAAACCUCCAUCCUGCAGCGGGCCCUGCUCUGAAGCCUGUGUUUGUGAUCCUGGCUACGUGCUGAGUGCCGGCAAGUGUGUCAAAAAGAAUUCAUGUGGCUGCACAUACACCAACGGCCAGUAUUAUGAGCCUGGAGAUGAGUUUUAUGUGGACAACUGUAAACUGAAGUGCAGAUGUGAUGCUCCCCUAAUUACCUGUGACGCUGCUGAUUGUCCCCCACUGCACGAGUGUAAACUCCAGGAGGGAGAGCUGGGCUGCUAUCCCACCAGCUCUCAGGACUGUGUGGUGUCUGGAGAUCCUCAUUACAACACAUUUGACAAGAAGUUCUACAGCUUCAUGGGGACAUGUACCUACACAUUGGCCAGAACCUGCAAGAACAACACAGGGCCGUGGUUCUCAGUGGAGGGGAAGAACGAGGAGAGAGGACUGUCAGGUUUGUCCUACCUGAGAAAACUCUACGUGACUGUGAACGGAAUCACUGUGACCCUGAUGAAAGCCAGGAGGACGCUGGUAAACGGACGGAGAGUGUCCCUCCCUCACUUCCCCUCUCCCCUCAUGUCUCUCAGUCUGGCCGGUCAGUUCAUCACCCUGCAGACGCCCUUCGGCCUGCAGGUGCGCUGGGAUGGAAACCAUUACGCCCAGAUCACAGUCCCCAGCUCCUACCGUGACCAGAUGUGCGGCCUCUGCGGAGACUACGACGGAAAGCCAGACAAUGACUUCACCAAACCAGAUGGUGUUCUGGUGGGAAACGUCAACGAUUUUGGGAACAGCUGGCAAACUGAGGAGGAUGAGGAUGACUCGUGUACCCCAGGCACCAAGCCUGACCCCGACUGUGACCCCAAACUUGAGGCUGAGGUCGUCAAACCAGACAAAUGUGGCAAAAUCAAAGACCCUGCCGGACCCUUCAAGGAGUGCAUCAGUGUGGUGAACCCCACUCCAUUCUUUAAGAGCUGUGUGUUUGACAUGUGUCAGUUCAACGGCACGCAGCAUGUUCUGUGUGACCAGCUGCAGGCCUACACCGACGCCUGCCAGAGCGCCGGAGCCAAAGUCCACCCGUGGAGAACCCAGAGCUUCUGCCCCCUGGACUGUCCUCCCAACAGCUCCUACACUCUGUGCGCCAGUUCCUGCCCGGAGACGUGUCUUGACGUGGUUGGUCCUCCCGGCUGUGAGGACGUGUGCGUGGAGGGUUGCGAGUGUAACCCGGGCUUCAUCCUCAGCAACGACAAGUGUGUGUCACUGAAGGACUGCGGCUGUGUGGACAGCAGUGGAGACUAUCACCCUGUGGAUGAUAGCUGGUACUUGGAGGGCUGUGAGCAGAAGUGUGUGUGUCACAGUGGAGGUUUGAUCCAGUGUCACAACAGCAGCUGUAAACCAGCCACCGAGAGCUGCCAGCUGCAAGACGGAGAAUAUGAGUGUCGCCCUCUGGGAAGUGGUAUCUGCUCAGUGUCUGGUGAUCCCCACUACACCACCUUUGACAAACACACCCACCACUACAUGGGCACCUGCUCCUACACCCUGACCAAACCCUGCAACGAGUCCUCCGGCAUGCCCUACUUCACCGUGGACACCCAGAACGAGCACAGGGGGAGCAAUAAGAAGGUUUCCUACGUCAGAGCUGUGGUGAUCAAUGUGAACGGUGUGACCAUCAUCCUCGGCAAGGGCCGCAAUGUCCAGGUCAAUGGCACAGUGGUUGUCCCACCUAUCACCUCCAUCAGCGGAGUUAAGAUCUUCUUCAGCGGCAAGUUUGUCGUCCUGGAAACAUCCUUCGGCCUCAGGGUGCGCUUCGAUGGCAACCACCAUGCUGACGUCACCUUGCCAUCCUCCUACAACGGCCUGCUCUGCGGCAUGUGUGGAAAUUUCAACGGAAACUCCAAAGACGACAACUUGAAACCAGACAACACACAGGCUGCUAACACCAAUGAACUGGGAGACAGCUGGCAGGUUCCUGACCCACGGCCUGACUGCUCCAACGGAGGAGGACAGGAAGACUGUGAUGAAAAGGUAGAGGAGGAGGCCAAGAAGCCCACCAGCUGUGGCAUGAUCACUGAUCCUAAUGGUAUCUUUAAGCCCUGCCACGCGGUCGUGCCCCCCGAGCCACACUUUGGAAACUGUGUGUACGACAUGUGUGCCACUGGAGGUCAGACCGUGGCUCUGUGCCAGGCCAUCGAGAGCUACGCCGACAUGUGUGCUGCCGCAGGAGUCUCCAUCACAUGGAGAAACAACACCUUCUGUCCUCUGAAGUGCCCCCCAGACAGUCACUACAACCCGUGCGGCCCUGCCUGCACCCAGCCCAGCUGUCAGGACCCCGCGGGCCCCGGCGGCUCCUGCAACCAGCCCUGUGUGGAGGGAUGCUUCUGCAACGAAGACUUUGUCCUCAGCGGAGAUAAAUGUGUGCCACUUAGCAAGUGUGGGUGCACCGAUGAGGACGGACACUACAGACCGGUGGGAGACUCUUGGUUCACAGAGACAGACUGCUCAGAGCGCUGCAGGUGUAACGGCAACAACAACAUCACCUGCGAGCCGUGGCAGUGCAGCCCUGCGCAGGAGUGUAAGGUUGUAGAGGGAGUACUGGACUGCCACUCCACAGGUAAAGGAGUGUGUCACGUGGCUGGAGAUCCUCACUAUUACACCUUUGAUGGUGUGAUGCACACGUUCAUGGGCACCUGCACUUACACUCUGGUAGAGGUGUGUAACGCCACCAAGGUAACUCCCUUCAGGAUAGUGGCUAAAAACGAGGAGCGUGGUCAACCAGAGGCCUCCUACGUCCGCUCUGUCAAAGUCUUCCUGCCUCAUGACAAUGUGGUUGAGCUGCAAAAGAGCCGCAGAGUUCUGCUGAACGGACGGCGGGUGCGAACCCCAGUUACAGUCGACACAUCCCGAACCAAGGUGAUAACCAGCGGAUCCUACAGCCUGCUGGACACAAGCUUUGGUCUGCAGGUGAAGUUUGACGGAGUUCAUCACCUGGAGAUCACCGUUCCUGGAGAAUACUUUAACAAGCUGUGUGGCAUGUGUGGAAACUACAACCACAACUCCUCCGAUGACUUUCUGAUGCCCAACAAGAAACCAGCCAAGGACGUGAUCGAGCUGGGCAACAGCUGGAAAUCAGAAGGAGACAGUGAUCCUGGCUGUCAGCCCGACACUCGUCCAGACAUCCACCCCAACUGCACGGCAGAAGAGGAGAAGCUGUUCGAGGCUCAGUGCGCCGAGGUCAUCCUCUCUGACCGCUUCAAGCCCUGCCACUCUCUGGUGCCCCCCGAGGCCUUCCUGGGUAACUGCAUCUACGACAUGUGCGAGUACAACGGCAUGCAGGCGACGCUGUGCGACAACGUGGAGGCGUACGCUCAGGCUUGUCAGAGCGCCGGAGUGACCAUCAGCUGGAGGAACAACACCUUCUGUCCCGUGCCCUGCCCCCCCAACAGCCACUACUCAGACUGCACCGCGCCCUGUCCCCCCACCUGCUCCGACCUCUUCCCCAUGUUCUGCCACCUUCCUCCCACCACCUGUGUGGAGGGCUGCCAGUGUGACGCCGGCUACGUCCUCAGUGACAGCAAGUGUGUUCGUCUGGAUAAAUGUGGCUGUCUGGACACAGAUGGAGAGUACCAUGAUGUGGGAGAUUCAUGGCUGACUGAUAAAUGUGCUGAGUCGUGUACCUGUAACCUCGGUGGCAAAAUCACAUGCAAGGACCACAGCUGUAAUUCCAACUCGGUGUGUGCCCUGGACAAAUAUGGAGACCUGUACUGCAAACCAGCCAAGUUCAACAAGUGCAGCAUCUCUGGGGAUCCUCACUACCGAACAUUCGACGGAUUCACCCAUCACUUCCAGGGUCCCUACACCUACAUCCUGGCUCAGGGCCACAACCUUCAGAACUCCCUGACUCCCCUGGUGGUGCGGGGCAAGAACAUCAGGCGUGGGGGGAACAGGAGGGUGUCGUUCCUGGAUCAGAUGUACAUCGAUGUUUACGGCGUCAACGUUCGCUUCCUGCAUAAGAAGACCAUCCUGGUGAAUGGGGAGCGUGUUGCAGCUCCUCUCAGUCCCGUUGAUGGUUUGACUAUCACAAGGAACUCCAGGGAGGUCCAGCUCACCACUGACUUUGGACUCACUGUGCGCUUUGAUGGCAACAUGCGCGGAGAAAUCAUCCUGCCCAGUACCUAUAAGAACUCUGUCAGAGGGCUGUGUGGAAACUAUGACGGCCUCACCAGAAAUGAGUAUAUGAAGCCGGAUGGCACCGUGGUCAGGGACUUGAACAAGUUUGGAGAAAGCUGGAGGGUCAGUGACCGACAGGCUGAUGGACUGAAGAUCUCCAACCUUCCUCACACAGUCUACAGGCGAGAGGUGGAGACUGAUCUGGAUUCAGGAUUCGAGACAUCUGACUGCUCUAAGUCUCAGCUCAAUGACUACAACAGUGUGAGUCAGUGUGGAGCCAUUUCUGACUCCAAGGGGCCGUUUGCUGCCUGCCAUGCUACCGUGCCACAUAAAUCCUACCAGGAUGACUGUGUGUUUGACCUGUGUGCUGAGGAUGGCAGCACAGCGCUGCGUUGUGCCAGUUACGAGGCGUACACUGCAGCCUGUCAAGAAGCUGGAGUGAAACUGGGGUCCUGGAGGCAGCAGCUGGGUUGUGUCCUCUCCUGUGGUGCCAACAGCACCUACUCCCCCUGCAUGUCACCUUGCCCCGCCUCCUGCGCCGACCUGGCAGCCCCCUCCGAGUGUGACACCACUUCCUGCCAGGAGGGGUGCCAGUGUGCCGCCGGCUUCGUCAUGAGCGAGGGAAACUGUGUGCCAUACACACAGUGCGGCUGCACCUUCCUCAACAGAUACUACACUCUAAAGGAGAAGUUUGUGACUGAGGACUGUUCUGAGGAUUGUGAAUGCACCAGCACGGGCGCCGUGUGCCAGCCCAAGACCUGCCAGGCCGGACACGUCUGCACCAUCUAUGACUUCAAACGGGACUGCUUCAAAGCGAGUCCCUGCCUCAGUUCCCCAUGUCUCCAUGGGGGAACAUGUGUGGAGGCCACCAACACCACCUACACCUGUCAGUGUGCAGAGGGCUACGAGGGCACAAACUGCGAGGUGGAGAUAACAGAAAAAGAAGGACUGGAAACAAAGUGGGUUAUCCUAAUCGCCGUCCUGGUCGCGGUUGUUGUCGUCAUCAUUGUGACCGCCAUCUCUUGUGCUUGCAGCAAAAAAUCUAAGAAAAAGAAGAGCGAAGAGAAGAAAUUCAGCAUGAAAUCGACAAGUAAGAACAGUCGUUAUCGUUCAUGGUGUCCCAUAUACAAACAUUAA
This is a messenger RNA of Plectropomus leopardus (leopard coralgrouper), 9873 nucleotides long. The record is from RefSeq and is a predicted model, not a curated record. NCBI's taxonomy places the organism in Eukaryota, Metazoa, Chordata, Actinopteri, Perciformes, Serranidae.